Sparassis crispa is the source of this 789-nucleotide messenger RNA. RefSeq names its product Versicolorin reductase 1. Bases 1 to 789 code for a protein of 262 amino acids. The transcript is spliced from 9 exons. Lineage: Eukaryota; Fungi; Basidiomycota; Agaricomycetes; Polyporales; Sparassidaceae. Gene Ontology annotation, molecular function: oxidoreductase activity. The record is from RefSeq and is a predicted model, not a curated record.
AUGUCAGACUCUGCGUCACCUACAGCUCGCAUUGCGAUUGUCACAGGGGCUGCUCAAGGACUGGGUUUGGCUAUCGCAUUGCGUCUAGCGGAUGACGGCCUCGACGUCGCCGUGAACGAUAUAGAGUCAAAGAGCCAACAGCUCGCGAAGGUUGCUUCCGAUGUUCAGGCAAAGGGCAGGCGAGCUCUUGCGGUUCCUGCCGACGUUUCUCGUGAAGAGCAAGUGGUGGGCAUGAUUGCGACAGUCGUCAAGACAUUGGGCGGUGUCGACGUAAUGGUGGCCAAUGCAGGAAUCGCGAUUUACAAGCCAUUCCUGGAGACUUCUCUGGAAGACUGGCAGCGCAUCACGUCGAUCAACCUUCAAGGCGUAGUACUUUGCUACAAGUACGCCGCCCUGCAGAUGGUGAAGCAAGGUCGAGGCGGCAGGAUUAUCGGUGCAUGUUCCAGUGCCGGUAAGAAAGGUUCCGCGAACCUGUCGGCGUACAGCGCCACCAAGUUUGCCAUUCGUGGCGUUACCCAGUCCGCAGCUCUCGAGCUCGGACCACAUAAGAUCACUGUCAAUGCUUACGCACCAGGCUUUAUCCUGACAGAUCUAGCUUAUCAUCCGGAUGAUAAGACGAAUGGCUUACGACCAGGAACAACUAUGAAGAAGCUACUCGGAUACCGCCCAGAUGCACCCGAAGGCGAGCCAGAAGUCGUGGCGAGUGUCGUAUCCUACCUUGCAAAGCCCGAAGCACACUUUGUUACCGGCCAAUCUAUCAAUAUUGAUGGCGGUAUCGUGUUCGAUUGA